AUGGAGCUGUCGUCAUACGAUGGUAAACCGUCGGAUUCGUCUGGCAAUGAUAACACAGAAAACUGUGAUGUCCACCAGGGAAUAGUCCUCCUUAUCGAGCCGUUCUAUGGUGGAUCGCACAAACAAUUAGUUGAUUUGCUCAUUAAAGAAGUACCAGGCUGCAAGUUGUACUCUUUACCUGCGAAGAAAUGGCAUUGGAGAAUGAGAACUAGUGCACUUUAUUUUUACCAGAAUAUACCGGCUGCUUGCAACAGCACGUACAAGGUGUUGUUUGCCAGCUCUGUCUUGAAUUUAGCAGAACUAAUGGCACUGAGACCAGAUCUUACUCAGUUAAAGAAAGUUCUUUACUUCCAUGAGAAUCAGCUUAUUUACCCAGUCAGGAAGCAAAAGGAAAGAGACUUUCAGUAUGGAUAUAAUCAGAUUUUGUCAUGGUGAGAGCAAUGAAAACAAUUACCAAUAGAAACUUAAAUGAAUUACAUGAAUUUUAAAAUUUCA
This is a messenger RNA of Pocillopora damicornis (cauliflower coral), 495 nucleotides long. Its product is annotated as tRNA-queuosine alpha-mannosyltransferase. Gene Ontology annotation, molecular function: glycosyltransferase activity. The record is from RefSeq and is a predicted model, not a curated record. NCBI's taxonomy places the organism in Eukaryota, Metazoa, Cnidaria, Anthozoa, Scleractinia, Pocilloporidae.